Messenger RNA from Porites lobata, 8726 nucleotides. The record is from the annotation of a GenBank genome assembly. NCBI's taxonomy places the organism in Eukaryota, Metazoa, Cnidaria, Anthozoa, Scleractinia, Poritidae.
AUGGUUUACAUUCACGGUGGAGGUUACGUUAUAGGAACAGCGAUCACUUAUCCCAGCGAUAUCUUGGCUCUCCAUUGGGUGGUGGUGGUCAUUAUCCAGUAUCGUCUAGGUCCCUUUGGUUUCUUGACGACUGGUGAUUCAGCGGCUCCUGGUAACUAUGGAAUGUUGGAUCAAGUGGAAGCACUGAAGUGGAUCAAUGAAAACAUUAUGAAUUUUGGCUGGAAUCUAAACAAGGUCACGAUAUUUGGAGAGAGCGCUGACGGAUCAAGCGUGAGUCUCCAUCUUCUAUCUCCUCUGUCACGUGAUCUUUUUCAUCAGGCCAUUGCAGAGAGCGGUGUAGAUUUAAGUUCCUUUGCGGUUCAGCCAACGUCUGUUGGUCUUCGAGUCGCUAGGGAGCUUGCACAAAAACUAAACUGUGGUGCAAGCGACCACAACACAAUGGUUUCCUGCAUACACAACAAAAGAGCUUCAGACAUACAGAAAGCCUCAGAGUCAAUCAAAUUUGAGUUGUCUAAUUAUCUCUACUGGGCACCGGUUGUAGACAAGUACUUCCUUCUUGAUACACCCCAAAGUUUGAGGAAAAAGAAAGAUUUCAAGCAAGUGCCACUUAUCAUCGCCUUUACAAGUCACGAGGGGGCGACAUCUCUCGUAGAUAUGGUCAACAAUUCUUUUGGGCUGAUGGAGAGCUUGGACAACGGAGUCAGUCCGACUUUUUUUCAAAUCAUUUUUAAGCAAGUUUGCUCAAGGUCAAGGGUUCGAUCCUCCUGCUUUGAUUGAGAGGGAAGCAAAAUAAUAAUAAUGAUAAUUAUAAUAAUUAUUAUGGUAAUAUUAAUUAUAAUGGUUUAUUUAAAGUACAGCCUCGUUAAUACGGUCACCAAUGGGCCAAAAAAAUUUGGCCGUGUUAGCGGGUGACCGUAUUAACGAGGGUUUUUUUUUUACAAGAAAAUCAGGGGCGGAUCCAGGAACUUUUUUAAGAGGGGGUGCACUCGUCUCUUGCUCUACUUCAACACCAAUAAACCACAUAGUUUUUUUUUGCAGAAUACCAGUUGUAUUAGAAAACUGCAUGUCAUCUCAGGGGAGGGAGGGGGGGGGGGGUGCGCACCCCCUGCACCCUCCCCCUAGAUCCGCCCCUGAAAAUGUAUGGUCGUUUUGCCGGGCGGCCAGAAAAAAGUGGCCGUAAUAAUGAGGUGGCCGUAAGAAGGGGUUCACUGCAUCCAUAAACUAAAAAUACGGCUCUUUAUCUGUGACUUACUACUACCGAUAACCUAACCUACUAAUCUACUCAUCAAUUGGUUAUAAAUUAUCAUUACUACAAAACUAUGAACAGUGAAAAGAUAAUAAAACGACUAGUUCCAAAAUUAAAGAAAAGCUAGUGAAAAAGAAAAACUAAUGAAAAGGUCACUAAGAAUACAGCCUUGCCCUUCGGCUUAGCUUUAAGGUUACUUGUCAACUUACUCUUAACAUGACUAAAUUCUGGGGAGUUCCAAAUAUGGUGUGGUAUCGCAUUGAAAACAUUUGGCAGUGCUGUCUUGGAAGGUACCUGAUUGCGUCUACUUUCUGCUCAAUCUGUGCUUUAUACUCAGUUGUGACUACGAUUUUAUUUUGUAAAACUAUAAUUGUUCAAAAAGAAGCGACUUUAAAACAUUUAGCCAUAAAAAAUUGCGGCGGUACUCACAGCAAUUUAAAAUCCAACAAGUUGGGCAAUUGUGCACUGGGAAGGUACUGUUUGAUGGCUACUCGAGCAAAUCAUCGCAGUGAGUUCAGUAUGCCCUUAAUGCCCAAUACCCAAUUGCAAAAGCAACCUUUUAAAGUUAUAUAACAAACUGACGUAUUUAUUGUGUCUUGUUCACUUUGUUUUGCUAAUACCCUUGUUCUGAACAUUAUGCCCAUCCCUGUUUUAUUGAUCAUGUUCAGGUUAUUCAAACGCUUUUUUUAUUUUUAUUGCAGAAGCACAAAAAUUUGGUAACCCAGCUUCCUGCCUACGGACACAUUUAUCAUUUCCUCGUUUUCUUUCCAAAAAUUUCAAGAUCCCCCACCAAGCCUAGGGAAGGCAUCUCUGCCACAACUUUUCGUACAAACUCUGCAUUGCUAACGAAGGAACCAACUCAAUUUGCAUGAAUUAAUCUCCAUAUCUGUAGCUUAAUCUCGUCGAGGUGAGUUACAUUAAUCAGAUUUUUAAGUACACAUUAAUUGUGAUAUGGUAUUCGCAAUGACCGUAAUCCCGCUCAGUGACGCUAUCCUCAACCGGGACCCUAUAACUUGCUUUCACCUUAUGCCACUGAAAUUUCAAUGCACCAACAUUAGCCACCUCCAUUUCUCAUAAAAUCACGGCAAAAUGCGGCAUUCUCUGUCCAAAGAGACUGCUUUUAACGGAGAAACAACUCCACGCCAUACAUUUCUUUGUAGCAACCCGCAAUGUUUGCCCCCUGGCAAUCCCAGAAUCCUGUGCGCAAAACAUUGGUCUCCGUAAUCGUAUCGGAUGAAAAAAAUUUCCAGUCUGGAGAGCGUUUUCAAAAAUUUCCGGAUACGGCCGGAAAAUACGCUGGAUACGUGUGGACGCAAGCCGUAUUCGCCAAAAAAAAAAAAAAUGCGUUUUCACAAACUUCCGGAUACGUGUGGACGAUGCCUUAAAUUUGGGUUUGGAAAUGAGGUGACCCAUCCCUGCAAUGGGAGUGAAAUUUGCUAACCCUCCCGUUAACCUAAAAUAUCAUGACCCUCCCCCUCUUGUACAAAAGAUAAAAUCUAGUUCUUGCAAUACACUAGGGUCAGUCAGUAUUAUGAAAGCUCAAAAUAUAUUUCUUAUUUGUUCUUUGUAAUGCCAUAUACAUACAUUUUAGAUGACAGCAUUAAGAGUCCGACUCUGAUUCUGACAGCUGAUCACUCGACUCUCCUAUUUCUCCCAGGUUUUUUUUUUACAAAUAAUAAUAAUAAUAAUAAUAAUAAUAAUAAUAAUAACAUGUUUAAACAGGAUGACCAUUUCAGUUAUAAAAACUGCUAUCAAUAUGGGUCCUGCAUAAAAAUAAAUGAAUAAAAAGAUAAAAACAUUAAUUAUAUAUGAAACUGUGAUACAUGACAUAAUUAUAAUCAACGAAAAAAAGGAGCUUCCUAAUGAACAAAACUACAUACAAUCAUUAAAAAGGGUAGCCCCCCUAUAUAAAAAAGGCUCUCUUAGUCAACUCGAGAUUGACUUUAUCAAUAGAUAACCUAUCCUUAGACCUAGUGUCAUAGUCAUGAAUAUCAUAAGUUCGCCGUCGAAAAUAAUCUGAGAAAUAACUUGGAGCUUGUCCAUCAAGACAAUUUUUGACAAGUUUGACGAUGUUUCUCUCUUCUCGUCUUAAGAGGGUCCAAAAUAAAGAACUUCCUUUUUCUUCUGUGGAUGUGACCUCUACAUGAUCACGGACACAUUUGCAUGACCCUCCCCCUUUUAACGGCCCAUUUUUCAGGACCCCCCCUUUUCUGCACUCUCAAAAAGUUGUGACCCUCCCUCUGUUUCCACCCCCUCCCCCCUGCUAAUUUCUGACAAGUCCCGUAUGGAUAAGUGUAAGGGUUGAUUACCGGUGUCGCGUAAUUUUUACGUUCGUAGGUGCCUAAAAUUUACGUUCGCAAAUAAAAUGGAGGCAAUACAUGAAAGGACGCUCGUAAGCGUAAAAGUUAAACCUCGCUCAACUUAACGUUUAAGCUCAACACUUUUUAUCUUCCCUCAAUUUUAUUUACGUGAUUAAAAUUUACGUGCGUUAACGUGCGUAGCCAAUGAAACCGUCCGUGGAAAUCAACCUUAAGGAAAAACAAUAGAACUUGUCAAGGUUUUCGAUGCCAUCUUGGCGAGUAGGCAAACCCGUGAGAAAUUACAGUGUCUGUAUGAGAAUCUAAUGCCGAAUAAUUUCCGUAAAACGGCUGUUUUAAAAAACAUAUGAACCGUAAACUAAAGCUUCACUCUUAAGAAUUCUACUGAAAAAACUUGAGGGCGUUACGUGCGCUAGAAGACCUAGAACCUUUUUUUAAAAUUUUCUAUACAUCUGUCUGUAAAAUUUUCCCGUGAAAAAUUGCAGAAAAAUAUAUGGAAAAUCUAAAGCAAGCUUCUGCAGAAAUUUAAGCACAGUUGUAGCUUUAGUUUACAGUUCAUAUUUUUUCCAGAACAGCUUUUUUACGGAAAUUAUUCGACGUUGGAUUCUCAUACAAACACUGUAAUUUCUCACGCGUUUGCCUACUCGUCAAGAUGGCGUCGAAAACCGUGACAAGGUCUGUUGUUUUAUCCAUGCCACUAUAUGGGUCCUUAAAAGUUUUGCUGAGUAUACACGUAUUUAAGGACCCUAAAGACCCUCUCUCCUCCGCAGAGGCUCCCGCUGGGUAUCCCCAUCAAAAUAGCAAUAAUCGAAAAAAAUAGAAAGCGCGCGGGGGACGAUAUCGUGUCCCGCGUGCUCUCUUUUUCUUUCUCCCCAGCCUCAACACAAAAGCCUCCCCACAAUACAAAGAGGCCUCUGCGGAGGAGAGAGCUAAAUACCCACUUCCGUCUCUUAUGUCGAUGUGUGGGACGAUAUGAGGUUUUAGUUUCAUGGCAUUUUGCUGUUAUUAUUGCAUGAUGUGUCAUAUGAUAUAGUUUUCAAAAGACCUUUGUUUGUCAGUAUUCAAACCGCCAGCUCAGUGAAUAAUAUCCUUAAAAAAACGCAGAGAGCCAUGAACAAUACAAGUUUGCUUUUGUUCUUUAAAAUGCACAGUUAGCAAAUCUAAGGUGCUCCGGCUCGCUCACGCAAUACUGACAAAGGAAAUUCGACAACUUGACCGGGCAACUUGAGUUGCAUGUGUUGGGCCCAGCAGAUCGAUCAUUCAGGGUCAAGAUGCGUGAACUGAUCCAGAUUUUUCUCAUAGUUUGCAUUAAAUUUUCUUGUAACCUUUUUAGAAAUAUAUUUUUAUCAGCCAGAUUGCAUGGUCAAUAAAACGCCAAUAAGGAAAAUGAGGGGUGCUCAAAUUGUGUUCCUGUAAAAUAUCGGCACUCUUUCACCAUCACAUGUGCAUGAAUCAAGUUUGAUUGACGUCCAGGAUUUUUUUAAAAAUUCCAUAUUAAAAAAGACUCGCUGCGAGUUGAAAGGUAACUUAAAACUGUUGACUUAACCUUCAUUUGGCUAGUCAGAGUGUCAACAAGUCAAGCUCGGUCGUUGUUUCAUAAUAGCGAAAGAAACAGCUCCACAAGAAGAAGUGUUCAAAGAUGCUGCUAGCAACGUUUUUUAUCUUUUGUGCAUGUUGGCUUCAUGUUCGAGCAGAAAUAGUGUCAACGAAGUAUGGAGAUAUCGAAGGACUCGUGACUUUAUAUCCGAAUGCCUCUGGUCCUUUCAAAUCCGUCAGCAAAUUUCUUGGCGUUCCUUUCUCCGCUCCACCAACUGGAGAGCUAAGGUUUAAAGCCCCACAACCGCCAAGAGAGUGGAAACCAAAGGUUUAUUCGGCUAAAACCCAUGGGAGCGUCUGCUUACAGUUCAAACUUUCCGAAAACCUAAUCAAGCCUUUUACUUCAAAUUUCACUUUCAGCGAGGAUUGCUUAUAUCUUGAUAUCUACAGCCCGAACAUCAGCCUCAGUUUGCCAGUGAUGGUUUACAUUCACGGUGGAGGUUACGUUUUAGGAACAGCGAUCACUUAUCCCAGCGAUAUCUUGGCUCUCUAUGGGGUCUUGGUGAUCAUAAUCCAGUAUCGUCUAGGUCCCUUUGGUUUCUUGACGACUGGUGACUCAGCCGCGCCUGGUAACUAUGGGAUGUUGGAUCAAGUGGAAGCACUGAAGUGGGUCAAAGAAAACAUCGAAAAUUUUGGCGGGAAUCCCAGCAAAGUGACCAUAUUUGGAGUGAGCGCUGGAGGAACAAGCGUGGGGCUCCAUCUUCUAUCGCCUCUAUCACGUGAUCUCUUUCAUCAAGCCAUUCCAGAGAGCGGUGUAGAUUUAAGUCCCUUUGCGAUUCAGCCAGCGUCUUUUGGUCUCCGUUUCACAAAAGAGCUUGCACAAAAACUGAAUUGUGGAUCCAGUGACCAUUCUGCGAUGGUUUCUUGUAUGCGCAGCAAAUCAGCUUUAGACAUGCAGAAGGCCUCCGAGUCAAUCAAAUUUAAUUUCAUUAAUUAUAUCUCCUGGGCACCAGUCGUAGAUAAAAACUUUCUUCACGAUACACCCCAAGUUUUGAGGAAAAAAGGAGAAUUCAAACAAGCGCCGCUUAUCAUCACCUUCACAAGUCACGAGGGGGCGAGUUUUCUCGGAGACAUGGCCAACAAUUCUUUUGGGCUGAUGGAGAACGUGGACAAUGGAGUCAGUCCGACUUUGUUCAAAUCAUUUCUAACCAAGUUUGCUCAAGCUCAAGACAGUAGGUAAGUUCCGUUAAGAUUUUACGAAUGUUUGCUCAGUAGUUUUAAUAGAUGUAGUGACACUUUUGGAACUUAUUAGUUGGUCUUCGUUUCACAAAAGAGCUUGCACAAAAACUAAAUUGUGGUUCCAGUGACCAUUAGGCAAUGGUUUCUUGUAUGCGCAGUAAAACAGUGUCAGACAUGCAAAAAGCCGCAGAGUCGAUCAAAUUUUUUUUCGUUAAUUAUGUUUACUGGGCACCAGUCGUAGAUAAAAACUUUCUUCACGAUACACCCCAAGUUUUGAGGAAAAAAAGAGAAUUUAAGCAAGUGCCGCUUAUCAUCACCUUCAAAAGUCACGAGGGGUCGGCUUUUCUUGGAGACAUGGUCAACAAUUCUUUAGGGCUGAUGCAGAGCGUGGACAAUGGAGUCAGUCCGACUUUGUUCAAAUCAUUUCUUAUUAAGUUUGCUCAAGUUCAAAACAGUAGGUAAGAUCAGUGAAGAUUAAAUAUUUGCUCAGUAGUUAUUAAAGUACGGCAGAACCCCGCUAACUCGAACUAAAACUCCCUUCCCCUGAUCAAAAAAAGUCAGUGAAAUUUACCCCGAUAACUCGAAUUCUGGUUCUUUUAACUACACUCGGAUGUCAUCCCAUUAGCUCUUCUUGUUGUAAAGGGCCUGAAAUCACUAAAACUAACACUGGUCACUAUUAAAGGCAAUUUGAUUUAAAUUGGUGAAACGAACAGAUCAUGUUUUAUCAUAAAAGUGCCUAAUCAUGUUACCGUUUCUGAUGAAAUAAGUGCCCCUUACACUGAAGUACUGAGAAAUCAGUAAAUAUCAAUUUCUAACAUGGCAUAUUGAAUUUUUCAAUCGACCCCAAUAACUUGAAUCGUCGCUAAUUCUCUGAACUGGUUUUCGUUUCCCUUCUGAGUUCGAGUUACUGGGGUUCUACUGUAGAUGUAGCCACACUUUUGGAAUUUAUUGACUGGCUCAUAAACGUGGAUUCUCAGCACAAUAGCACCCAGCGUUUUAGACCUUUGCGUGGCUCCACAGGGACUUCGCUUCUACAUUAGGCUGCUGCAGGGCAAUUAAGCCUCUUGGAGCCCAUAGAUACACGUUUGAAGAAGGGGCGUUUUACCUUAAAGAUAGAGGUUUCGAUAGUUUUGCAGACAACGUGGACAAAACAAAAUCGACUGGCUCGUUAGCACUCUUUUUCUUGAGAUUUAAUUUUGAAUUGACUAUUUGAUUUCGGCUGAAAAAUAGUGGAGAUGUUGGGGUGGAGACGCGCGUCAUAAUCCGGGGGAGGGGACAAUAUUUGGGUAUAGAUGAGCCGCUGAGGGUUUAAAACCCUGGCCCCGUUUAGUACAACAAAAUUCUAAAAUACAUACCCUGUCAGGAGCCGACGUUUAGGACACGGGAAAAAAUGCACGCCGUCUUGUUUUUAAGCCAUUUAUUAGCAAUUGCAAUAGAGCAAAUUCACGUUAUAGUCAUUGCUUCUGUAUACUUGGAGGAGAAACAAAUUUCAUCCUGUUUACAAUUAGGAUAGGCCCGGAUGAAAUUACAUACCCUGUUUGGGAAAGAGCGGUCAAAAACCACACCCCGUCCAGAGGCAAAUCCCCUUAUAGGUCAUAUAACCUAGUACCCCCGCUGGGUCAUAACAGGCCACCGACCAUGUUUCUCUCUUGUGUUACAUUAACAUUUAUUUGCAAGCAGUGUUUUACUUUCCCCUUCAAAAUAAAACCAGUGAGGCAUGUACCUCGGAUUGCUUCACUCUAAAUAUCGGUCCUUUUUUUAGGAAGAAGAUUGCUGAUCUUCUCGCCGAUGCCUUGGAGUUCAUGUACACCCCCUGGCCUGACAACAGUAACACAUACGCAUUAAGAAGUGGACUUGUUGAUGUAAUUGGAGAUAACCUUUUCGUUGCCCCCAGUCACAAGGUCGCUGAUGUUCACAGUCAGAUCGCUCCUGUUUACAUGUAUGAGUUUGCUCAUCGGGCAAAGCCAAGUUUGGCGUUACGUGCAGAGUGGAUGGGUGUUGUUCAUGCUGAAAACAUUCCCUUUGAUUUCGGAGUUCCUUUCCUUCCCAAAUUUUCGCCACAUUAUAGUCAGGCUGACAGAAAUGUCAGUCUAUUUAUCAUGACCAUGUAGGCAAACUUUGCCCGGUCCGGCGAUCCUUCAGUCAACGGUGUCGCGUGGGAGAAAUACAACUCGAGUCACAGAGCUUACCUAAAAGUGGACACAAGUCCCAAACUGAAGACGUCAUUUAAUUCUCGCCGAAUGUCUUUUUGGAAUAAUUACUAUCCUAAAUUGGAGCAGGUGAAGUUCGAUGUCAAUAAAGAGGUGGUCAGCGGUGCAAAGGAUAUUGUUACCAUGGGAACUGCUCUUCAAGUUGUAUUUGCUUUAAUGUUAUACUUAAUUUACUAA